Molecule: messenger RNA, 1596 nt
Organism: Vitrella brassicaformis
Lineage: Eukaryota; Vitrellaceae
Source: the annotation of a GenBank genome assembly
CAACGCGACACGAACCUACUGUCUCUGUCUCUGCCACGCGCCAAAAGCCCCAUUGUACACAGAGUGCUUUCCCUCUCCACACGUCUCUGUCCCCUGCCACAGCACGCCAUCUUUUAUGUCUCCUUCGAAGUGAAAUCUGGCUUCAUUGACAUGGCCUCCUUUCCAACAAUUCGUUGCACGCAAAUUCACCGGGCCGUCUGCUGGCUUCCCAGCUAUGAAAUCACCCUGAUAGUUGUAGACGUAGAUGUUAUAUUUGUAUCUCUCAGGAGGAUUCCUUGCUUGAAUGACAUUGCCGCUGCCCUUGCCGUCCGGCAGGCCCCCUUUCCAUUCACCUGAGUAUAUCAUUUCGGCCAACGAGGAAUUGCAGUUUUGUACAAAUCGGCCAUUUCCACACGGCUUGUGGUCUUUCAGCUGUCCUGAGUAUUUGCCGGCGUAAUAUGGGCUGGGCAGCCCAGUGAUCGUCAGUUCCACACAUUCGCCAUCACCGAGAAACUCUCCGUUCGCAAACACGUCGCUUACUUGCACGCCAUCCUUAUUCCUCUUUGUGCCGUGCCCAUGAUAGACUCCGUCAAUCCAGGCACCAUUGUACCUCUCGUGUCCAGACCCAGUCUUCUCACAGCGAUUCCACAUCCCGUUGCCAUGUGGUUUGUGAUUGCGGACUUGUCCGGAAUAUGUGCCGUCAUUGAAGGCCAUGUUCUUCACGUCUCCGUCACCGAGGAAGUCGCCAUUGGUGAAGGCUCCUUUGAAGGUCCUGAAGUCGCGCAUCGGCUGAUGACCCCCAGGAUAAUAAUAAUGAAACACUGUGUUGAGCUCUCCGCUUCGAUUAAAGCAGCCACUCUUGAAUUCUCCUUCGUAUUCCUUGUGUCCGUCAGUGAAGUAGAGCGUGCCUUUGCCAUUGUACUGCCCCGCGGCCCAUUCGCCUUCGUAUCGCUUUUUUCCGUCACCCAAAUACAAAGUCCCCUUUCCAUGCCGUAUCCCCUUUUGCCACUCGCCGUCGUAGUCUUGCUGUUUGCCGUCAUGGAAGAAAGACUUGGCCUUGCCGUGGAGGUGUCCUGCCACCCAGUCGCCCUCGUAGCGCUUUGUCUGCUCGUCCAGAGACCACAGCACGCCCUUGCCGUGGGGCUUCUCGUUCCGCCAUUGCCCUUUGUAGAUGCCGGCCUGGCCGUCGACCUCCCAGUGCCGUGUGACGUUCUCCAGAGGGUCUGGCUCGCUCUUGGCUUGCCGGGCAGCCUGUGAGACACAUACAGAUGCAGGAAAGACACCCUCAUAUGUGUACAUGCAGCCAGCCGGUCGCUCUGCAACGUGCUCUGCAUGGCAUAUGGGGAUGGUUCUUACCAGCAGUUCUGCUCGGAGAUUGGCCAUUUCUGUUGUCAGCGACUUCACCUGGCCCUUCAGCUCUUCGCAUUGCGCCUUGUAUUGAUCCCGGGACUCCCGCAUUUCCUGCAGCCGCUCCUGAAGUUCGCUGCUGCGGCCUUCAUUCACGGUCCGAAGGUUGUCCUGUGAGCGCCGAUAGUCGUCUAGGAUGUUCUGGAAGUCCUCCGGGAGGACCGAUGACCCAGAAACCGACAUUUUGGUGUGUGUGCCAAUGGACGGGGC